CGCGGAACAGGCGGCGCUGGGGAGACUGGGAGAAGUGCGCGGCGUGCGCGAGCACGAGGCUUAGUGGCCUCCCUCAAGGCAGAGGCAGCGGGCGCGCGCGGCGGUGGCGGGUGCGAGUCGCGGGCUGUUGUGCUGCCGGCUCUUGCCUUUCCCCUCCUUGGCGGGUGGAGGAGGCCGAAGCGGUGCUGGGCGCGCUCCCCUUCCUCUCCCUCCGGCCACCUCCCCCCGCAAGCCCUCUCGUGCUGCGCGGUCUCUCCGACGCAAGACUGUCCCGGCCCGGAUAUGGCUCGUGGACAGCAGAAGAUUCAGUCUCAGCAGAAAAAUGCCAAAAAGCAAGCUGGACAAAAGAAGAAGCAAGGACAUGACCAGAAGGCUGCUGCCAAAGCUGCCUUAAUAUAUACCUGCACUGUCUGUAGGACACAAAUGCCAGACCCUAAGACCUUCAAGCAGCACUUUGAGAGCAAGCAUCCUAAGACUCCACUUCCUCCAGAAUUAGCUGAUGUUCAGGCAUAAAGUUGUUUACAGGUGGAUACGUGACACCUUUGAUUCUUCUACUGUCUCAGACCUUAGGUAACAAACCUGCAGCUGCUUUUCUAACAAACUGUUGAUCAGCAAAAUAAAGGGGCUACAGAAACACUCAUUUUUAUGCUGUUCCCUUUUGGGCUUCAUGCAAAGACAAUUCUGUGUAAAUGUACAGUUGACUCUGAUUUGGAAAUCUGAAAAUCAGUCCAUCCUUGUUAUAAAAAAUUUUUUUACAAUUGUAAUUAUAUUGAUGUUCAUAUUGUGUAAAAUAACUCAUUUAAUAAAGUAGUACUUUGAUUUUACAACAUCACAGGAUAAAUGGUUUUAGAAAUUCUGUUCUUUCUACAUUAUUUGCCUUAUAAAAAUCUAAUGAAUUCAUCAGCUGAAAUUGCAAGCGCAGUUCUUAGGUCCUUUUCUCAGUUCAGGGGCAGGUUCAUAGUUAAACCAGAGCAGACUCAUUCACUAAUUUGUGCACAGGAUUUUAUUGGCAGUUGCUGACCUAGGUGAAGAAUGACUUACCUGCUGCCUUAGUAUAUUGCAAUCGUGUCAUUUUUCCCUCUUCCUGUGAUUGAGGUUGGACUAUUUGAGCUUGCUAUGUGACCUGGCUAUACCUGCCAGCCAGGUAUAGCCUGUAGAUAACUAAUAUAUUCUUCAGAUUGGUUGGGUUGUCAGUAAGCCCUUCUAAAAAAUUACGUUCUAAAGUAUUCGCCACAUGAAAUAAGCAGUCUGUUGUAUAAUAUAAAAUAUGGAACAUUUGUGAACUGGUAAAGCGCUAUCUUUUAUAAAUUAUACUUGAUUCUUUGAAAAUUGUGUAAGUUCUUUGAUUUGAAAUUGAAGUUCGUAAUUUUGGAAGGGGUUUUUGGAAGUUAAUAACAAUUUGGCCAAUUUAUGAAUGGAUUUUGCAGUAACGGAAGGAUUGGAAUGACUUGUGGCUGGAUUAAUUCCCAGAACCGUCUCCUUUCUUUCCUUUUUAAGUUAAUAGUUGAUUUUAGGAGUUUACUUUGUGCUGGUUCCUAAAAUCAAAGACUGUGUAUAGUAUGACUUCCAUGUGAACUAGAAAAGUAUUAAAAUAGGCCAAUAUCCACAUUUUUCUUUUUUUACUCUUAAGGAUGGGGAAGUGGGUUGGUUCCGAUAAAUGCAGUAAAUCCUACCCAAUUAAAAAAGACUAAUUUUAGAUUUCUUCUAAUUUGCUUUUGCCAACUGUUAAUACUAAGUGAAACCGCUGUAACUCAGUUUAAAUUUUAAAGUUGAUUUAAUAGGAAGAACAUGCAAAUAUUUACUGGUAUUGCUUAGAGCCGCAGAUCUGAUCCUGUGGAUUGAUUACAAAAUGCAUUCCCUCUUUCUGCUGUAACUCAUCACUGCAUUUGUUUUAUAGCUGUGCAUUUUCUGCCCACCUUGUUUGUCUUUAGUGUAAGUUUAAAAUAAGAUAUUUUCAAGAAAAAGCUUCAGUGGUGAUAGUUUCUUAGCAACUCCUCUUCUUAUACUCUUACUUUAAAAUAGUCAUUUUUUCCAUGUACUUAAUUUCCUCAGUUUCAGAGUUAUUAUCUGUUAAUUCCAAAUAUGUUGGUUACUAGAAUAUUAGAAUUUACCUAAUUGCUUACAGUGGGUAUUACAGAAGUUAUGGUUCAAUUACAAUUUUAAAGUUUUUAAAAGUGCUUUGAGCAUAUGUAUGUUUAUGUUAGUAACAGAUCAUUUACAAACCUUUUACAAGUUUUGGGUUUUUUUUUUUUAAUUUGCUUUAUUGACUGUAAUUCAGAAUAAAAGCAUUAUGUUCUUGUGUUUAACCCUUUUUUAUAAGCAGCUGAAGACACCAUAUUUAAUUAGAUCUCAGUGAUAAGGAAAUGGCUCCACUGAUGUUGAUAAAACAUUCUUAUACUUCAUGUGAGGAUUAUUAGUGCAGUCCCCUUUUGUUUGGCUUAAAUCUACGAGAAGGGGAAGAUUUUCAGCAUCUUCAUCAUUUAAUUUGAAGAUUCUUUAACAGAUGACAGCUUAGUUCGUUAUAAAACUGUUAUGGUGUCUUCGAAGACUUGAUAAAAUACACAGAAUUGCUCCUGUUGUAUUCUGUAUUACCAUUAGUUGCCAAAAGGAAUGGGGUUAAGAUGACACUUGUUUCCGUUCUCUUUCUUAUGGAUCUACAUCCCCAUGUUUACCUGACACAUUGGGGGCUCAGUUGUGUGCUGUAAUGUCUUAUUAAAGAAGAUAUUAAAGAAAA
Capra hircus (goat) is the source of this 2734-nucleotide messenger RNA. RefSeq names its product zinc finger protein 706 (gene ZNF706). The coding region runs from base 283 to 513 and encodes 76 amino acids. NCBI's taxonomy places the organism in Eukaryota, Metazoa, Chordata, Mammalia, Artiodactyla, Bovidae. The record is from RefSeq and is a predicted model, not a curated record. The transcript is spliced from 4 exons.